CGAACUGGCGAUUGCAUUGUAGUACACCCUGCGUUCAGUUAUUGUCAAAUAGAAAAAUGUCAGCGGCCGGAUUGUUAGUUUGUUCAUUUGUACCAAUUUUAUCGAUAUUUGUGUUAAAUAUCAAUGGACAAGGGAAUCCAAAUCCCGGCACAGUUGGCAUUCAUCGUAGAUUUGAGUAUAAAUAUUCAUUUAAGCCUCCAUAUUUGGCACAAAAGGAUGGAACAGUACCUUUCUGGGAGUACGGUGGCAAUGCAAUCGCCAGUUCGGAUAGUGUGCGAGUUGCACCAUCUUUACGUUCCCAAAAAGGUGCAAUUUGGACCAAGAGUUCGACAAAUUUUGAUUGGUGGGAGAUAGAAAUAGUGUUUCGAAUAAACGGACGAGGUCGAAUUGGUGCUGAUGGUUUGGCCUUCUGGUACACUACUGAGAAAGGUGACUAUAAUGGCCCCGUAUUUGGUUCUUCAGAUCGUUGGAAUGGUUUGGCAAUUUUUUUUGAUUCUUUCGAUAACGACAACAAGCACAACAAUCCUUACAUAAUGGCUGUUUUAAAUGAUGGUACGAAACAAUUCGAUCAUCAAAACGAUGGGACUACGCAAUUGCUUUCUGGUUGUUUGAGGGAUUUUCGUAAUAAACCUUACCCUACACGUGCUCGCAUUGAGUAUUAUAACAACGUGUUAACCGUACUCUUUCAUAACGGUAUGACAAAUAACAACGAAGAUUAUGAGAUGUGUUUGCGGGCUGAUGGCGUUCAAUUACCUAAAAAUGGAUAUUUUGGCUUAUCUGCUGCGACGGGUGGUCUUGCCGACGAUCACGAUGUGUUUCAUUUCUUAACGACUUCACUGCAUCCUCCUAGCCAAGUGCCCAGUGAUGUUAAAGUUCCCGACCAUGAUGAAAAAUUAUCGCAGGAAUACAAAGAGUAUCAAGAGAAAUUGGAAAAACAAAAACAGGAAUAUAAGCGCGACCAUCCUGAUCAGGCCAAAGAUGAAGAGGAUUGGGAAGAGUUUUAUGAAUCGGAAAAUCAACGCGAAUGGAGGCAAAUUUGGCAGGGACAAAGUCAAAUUUUUGAUCAGAUACGUGAACUUUCCCGAAAAAUUGAUGAGGUCAUUGGUAGACAAGAGAAUACUUUGUCGCUGGUGUCUCGCAGUAUGGCUGGUGCCGGAGCUGUUGGAACAGUGCCCGGCCAAACUGGACCCCAGCCGUCUCCUUCCGUGGGUGUAGGCGGCACGAUAUCGCGCCCGGAAGUUGAUAUACUCAUAUCGAAUCAGAAUACCCUUCUGACAACAGUCCGAGAGUUGAGGUCACUAGUAGGCGAUAUUCAUGCAAGAGCAGAUACCAUUUUACAAAAUCAACAACGAGCUCCCAGUGGUCAAGUGCAAGCGACCGGCUAUGACAUACAGUCGGCCAUACAUGAAAUGCGCGAUGGCAUGAAUCAAGUCAAACAAGGCCUGUCGCAUAUGUCUCAGAAAUUGCCUACGCCUCAGGGGCAGAUUGCUUGCCCCACAAGCAAUUGUGUCGGUGUAACUUUGUUUCUGAGCGUUACCGUUGUGCAGCUGUUAUUAAUUUUUCUUUAUACAGUUUUCAAGAGUCGAAGUGAUGCCCAAGCUAAAAAGUUUUAUUAGAUUAUAAAUAGUUUUCAUAUGAGCAUCUUUCCAGGGAUUUACGAGUUCUCUUUAAUCUAAUCAUGCUUUUUCAUGUUGUUUCCAGAGUAGCGUUUGUACUGAAUUAUUUAACAAAAAAAAAAAAAACAAAAAAAAAAAAGAGAAAAAAAAGGGGAAAAAAAGAAAAGCCAAAAAAAGAGGAAGGAAUGAAUCAAAGUUUCAGUUUUCCAAAAGGCGCUCGAUCACCAACCUAAUCAAUAUAAAAUGAAAAACUACAAAAACAAGAAAAACGCAUUUAUGCCGUAGAAAGAAUUGACUGAACUUUUCACUUAAAUGUUUUUCUACAACUUGUGUUGCUUUGUUUUAAUUUUUUAAAUUUUAUUUUAUUUUUUUUAUUUUAAAUAGAAUUGUUUUUAAUGUAAAAAAAUCAAUUUGAUACUGUAUUGAGUUUAUUCAAAUUGGUUUUCCUUUCACAUACAG
Messenger RNA from Glossina fuscipes, 2075 nucleotides. RefSeq names its product protein ERGIC-53 (gene ergic53). The record is from RefSeq and is a predicted model, not a curated record. Gene Ontology annotation, cellular component: COPII-coated ER to Golgi transport vesicle; Golgi membrane; endoplasmic reticulum-Golgi intermediate compartment. The transcript is spliced from 7 exons. Gene Ontology annotation, molecular function: D-mannose binding. Gene Ontology annotation, biological process: endoplasmic reticulum organization; Golgi organization; endoplasmic reticulum to Golgi vesicle-mediated transport. Lineage: Eukaryota; Metazoa; Arthropoda; Insecta; Diptera; Glossinidae. The coding region runs from base 57 to 1616 and encodes 519 amino acids.